GAAGAAAGCAAACGAGAGGAGAAAGUGGAAGCAAGUGAGUGUCAGUGAAAAAAGGCAGUCUGACUGCACAGAAAAGGCGCUCUGCAAACAGCGUGCACUCAUUGAGUCAGUUAUAUUCUGAACACGGAGAGCUGGUGCAUUUAAGCUCAAGAAAACAGUUUUUCAGUGCAGAGAGACAGCACAGAGACAGAAAAGGAAGUAGUGAAAAGAGAAGAGAAGAAGAGUGGAGAGGUUCUUUGUGGAGAGAUGGACUCAGAUUCUGGGGAUCAGAGUGAAGGAGAGAUCUCUCCAGGGCAAGAGAGCUUCAACUCCAAGAGUUUGGCCCUUCAGGCACAAAAGAAGAUCUUAAGUAAAAUGGCCACCAUGGCCGUGGCAAACCUUCUCACGGAUGAUACCAGCAGUGAGAUUCUGGACGAACUCUACAAGGCCAGCCGUGAAUACACCAAGAGCAAGAAAGAAGCCCACAAGAUCAUUAAAGAUGUCAUCAAGAUCGCCCUAAAGAUUGGCAUUCUCUAUCGAAACCACCAGUUCAGUACUGACGAGAUGGAGACCGUCGAACGCUUCAAAAAGAAGAUGAACCAGGCUGCCAUGACAGUGGUGAGCUUUUAUGAGGUGGAGUACACAUUCGAUCGUGGCAUUCUUUCUGAGCUGCUGAUGGAAUGUAGGGACCUUCUCCAUGAGCUGGUGGAGCACCAUUUGACCAUGCGCUCCCACGCAAGGAUCGACCAUGUUUUCAACCAUUUCGCAGAUGUGGAUUUCCUGACCGAGCUGUACGGCCCGUCUGAAGAGUACAGACUUAACCUGAGGAAGAUCUGUGAUGGGGUAAACAAACUCCUAGAUGAGGGCACACUUUAACAUCCAGUUCGCAGUUUGUUGGAUGAGACUCCAUCAUGCUACUUGGAUUAGAACUGCAGGAUUUUACGCAACUUGUGUUCUUUGGUUUUUGUUUGGAAUUUAGGCUCUCUAUGAUAACUUGAGGGGAUCAGAGUAUGUGAGCAGAGUGGAGCGGCAACAAUUUCUUCUCUGCGCUCCUAGCAUUCAAUAAUUACUCCGCUCUGGGUUUUGGGUUUCCCGCUCCUCGCUCUACUGAUCAGAAACACGGCUCUGCCUUCGCUACAUGACGAAAUUUGUGGCUAAAAUAUUUCACAAGCCUAUGUUUUGAAAUAUCUCAUAGUUCCAUUCAGAACUUAUAUUAAAUGAAUAAUAAAUACACAAUACUAGAAGAAUAGAUUUAACGUGGAUUAUUGGAACAAUUAGCCGGUCUAGAUUAAAUGACUAUUUAACUCAUUUGUCUGUGCAGCGUCUUUCUACUCAGAUGAAGCUGAGGGUUGUAGUUACUUCAGAAACAGAAAGAAUAUGCUUUAACUUUUCUGUUUUUAAGCUGAUAAAUCACAGGACAGCGUUGACAAUAAAUUUCUGCACUCCUGAAUGUUUAUAUGUGCUCACGAUCUGUACGUUAUGUGCAAGUUUGUGUGUUGUCUGCGCAUGUUCAACAGUGUAGCAGCACAUUAGUUAAGAGCGGAUAUUAACUACCUGUACAAUAAACAAUUUAAAACAUGAAUUCACCCAAUCAAUAUUGAGUAUCCACAUGCCACAAACAAAUAUGCCUGAUAUAUAAUCUCCCACACUCGUCUCGCCUUCAUUAUAAUCUUCACCUUCCUUCUGAUUUGAGUGAUAAACAUAUAUCACAGAGACGUCUAUUUGACAUCUGCAAGACAUAUUUUUUAGUGUGUUUGCUCAUCUGCAAUACAUCUAUAGGACAUUUCCUAUCAGAUGCCAAAUUGACGUUUAGAAGAUGUCUUUAAGAUGUUUAUGAUUUAGAAUGUAUGUAAAACUGACAUCUUGAUGUCUAUUCGAUAUCUGUACACAGCAGAUGCUUUCCAGAUGAAGCGAUCUUUAACAGACAUCUUGCAGAUGUAUGUGUGCUAUUUGGGAUAUCUGUCAAGCUAGCUAAUGAUGUUUAAUGCGUGAAUUCUUCAUAAAAUGCAGUUAUAUUAUGGGCUGUUGGCGUUAAAUGAGCUCGUGAUGGAGCGGUAGUGGAGCGCUCUCAGAGCGAGUGAAAACCACGAUGUUCUGACUUUCAAAAAAUCCACUCCUCCAGUCAAAAAUCAUGCCGCUCCACUACUCACUCCGCUCACAUACUCUGGUAGGGAUGGUCAACCAAAUGCAGAUUUAAAAUCUGUUUAAGUGAAGAACUUGAAUGAAUUGGUGUCCUGAAAACCUGUCCUUUGUGCUGAAUUGCAGGAAAGUUUGAAAUUAUGAGCUCCUUUACAUGCACUGUAUGAAAAUUUAUCUACCUAUCCUUUACAAAUCGCCUAGCAAUGCAACCCUAGCUUUCUUCUGUACAUCCAUAAGAAAAAGUGAAGAUGUCCAAUUAAUCUACUCGAAAGUUAAAGGGAUAUAGUUCAUUCCAAAAUUAACAUUCUGUCAUCAUUUUAUUAGAUCUCGUGAUGUUCCAACCCUGCAUGGCUUCAUUUUUAUUGUGGAACACGAAGGAGAUGUUUAGCAUAAUCUAUCGGGGUGUUCUAACAAAUUUUUAAACAACAAAAUUGGGUGCAAAUAAAUCAGUCAUGAAAGACGCAAAAAACAAUGUCAUUUGGCAUUACUGAUGGCAAACUAGACAGAAUGUUCUCACAACACAUUUGAAUGUGAAUCAAUGUGAAUGUGAACUGCUUUGAAUAUUAUUGUAGUUUUUGAAGCUUGACAGAGUCUGUCCCCAUUCACUUUCUUUGCACCACCUCUUGGAUUCUUCAGAAGAAAUAAAGUCAUGCAGGUUGAGAUAAGGGCAAGUAAAUGAAGAUGAAACUUACAUAUUUUUGGAUGAACUAUCCCUAAAACAAAAAUUGUGCAAAGCUUUACUGAACAGAGCAUACACCAAAAAUAAAUACAUAACUGAAGUGCAGCAGAAAGAUUGUAAAUAAACUUUGGGGUUUUGGUCCUCUGUCUUUUGCCUUUGUAAUGACUCAAUGUCACAGCAGCUACCAUGAUCCUGUGCUUAGUUUUUCCAGAUCCUGAUGUUUCAGAAUAUGUAAAUGUGUGUAUACGUACAUGCAGAAGAGAAAUGUGACUAUUCCAUAAGCCUGUUCAGUAACCCUAGAGUGUAGCACUAUUAUCUACCAUUAAACGAUCCAUAUGAA
Messenger RNA from Cyprinus carpio (common carp), 3137 nucleotides. RefSeq names its product tumor necrosis factor, alpha-induced protein 8-like 3 (gene tnfaip8l3). Gene Ontology annotation, cellular component: cytoplasm. Lineage: Eukaryota; Metazoa; Chordata; Actinopteri; Cypriniformes; Cyprinidae. Gene Ontology annotation, biological process: regulation of apoptotic process. The record is from RefSeq and is a predicted model, not a curated record.